AAUCUUCAGCAUGGCGGGAAAGUAAAGGCGUACUUGUGCAAAAAUAUGUACAACAAAAGUUAUUAGGCUGUAGCCGACGCCGAGAUGAUGUGGCAGAAGAAGAGGUAAGUCACCGGCGGCCGCCAGCGUCAUCACAAGGUCAAAUCCCAAAGAAGAUCACCAAGUUUGGGGACAUUCUUGCUCCUUCCGCACUGCUCUGCGAUUGACAAACAUUAAUCACCAACCAUCACUCAUCACAACAGCACUAUUUGUUCGACGAAACCCCUUUCCAGAGAUAUGUCUACUCCCAGCAACCGGCAAGUUCAGCAACCCCGCUUCUUCUUCCCACCAACUUCUGUCGCAUCGUCACCGGCGACGCUUAACUUGGGAACGAGCUUAGCGCUUUCCAGACAGACUUCGAGAUCUUCUCGGCAUGGCCAUGGACAAAGUGAGGGAAGUGAACAUCGGCGUAGAGUCGCGUAUGGGCGUGAGCAUCUGCACUCCAGGUCAAGAAGUGGGAUACUCUUUGGCGGCGAGACGAACUCUACAGGAUCUUUGAGUUCCGACGGCACAGAGCUCCAGAUUCAAGAAGCACUCUCGACUUCAAUAAUUUUGGACAAAGAUCAACAGGUUGUUGCGUUUCAACCUCGAUUUCAAGGAAGAGCUCGGACGCCAUCGCCCAAUCCAACUGAAAUGGACAUAAUGGACGCUCUUGCAGAUAUACACCGUGGUCUUUACCUUGGAGAGGAACCUUUGGACCAAGAGGGGGGUAAUAAAAGCUGGGAACAAAAGGUAGGGAGUCUGAGAAAGGUAAUAGAGCAGUAUUUUGAGGGUGAUUGCGUUUAUGACACCCCACUUGUCCGACUGACCUCACGCUCAUCACUUCUUUCCCACUUCAGCCUACUGCACCUCCUUUCUACCCUAACUCUUCCAAGUCUGACUCCUUCCGCGGUAAUUCGACACGCUCGAUCAUUGACAUCGGCCUUUAUGCUCAGACUAGUGAAUGUCACUCCCAGAGAAGCUGAUCCCAUUCCUAGGUUUCGUAAGAGGGAUACAUUUGGAGAAAGAAGGUUUGGAGCAAGAAGUAGGGGCGGUAUAGGCCAGGGAGGGGCUUUUGGAAUCGAAGCAGCAUGGUUAUCAUUGGCAACUAUGUGUGCGCCCACUGAAAGAGAUGGAGAAGAUGGUUGGUGGAAGGUGUGGGAAGUCAGGGCUGAAUGUAGUGAGAUUGGCGAAAUGGAAUGUUAUGACGGAUAUCGCUUGGCUAUGAUAGACCACAUAAUAUCUCUUCACCUGCUCCCAUCAUUAACGCGCCCUCUUCCAAGCGAACCCACCACUCCUUCAUUCUCCUCCCCAUCGCCAUUAUCUACCCCUUCACCAUCUUCUGCUCAUCUCCCCGGAGCCUUGCAUAGUCUUCCAGCUCCGACUUUCGUGAGACGUUUGGUAGGCACAUUAGCAAGUGAAUUAGAUCUGGUUUUGAAGUGGAAGUUGCCGAUGACGACAGUAGUAGAAAUGAAUGAAGUCGGCAAGGCGACAUAUAUCAGAGAUAUAGUAGACCUACGCGAUGCCGUCGAAACUUUUGUGCCAUUUGCCAAGCGGUUCGGCUGGUUAACAAGAUCUCUGACCGGCAUUGUUUCGAGCGUGUUGGGUGAUAUCGUCGUACGAAGCAUCUUACCAAAAAGAGAAGAAAUGAUCGAGACAGCUAUUAAUGUUGAAACUGUUGAAACGGCAUACAGGGCCAGUGAGUACGUUGUUGAAAGCCCUUCAAGGGAAGGGUCGAAGACGCGAAUAUCAACGCAGGGAGGGCAAAAAGAGAAUAGUUUGGGCUUGCAGAAUCUGGGUCGUGGGUCGCAUAUGGCGCCCGACGUGGACGAUGAAGCACUUGUGACUGAAUGAAAAAGGGGUAUCGUAUGAGCAAAUAGACUAUUGUACCUUCUCGUUCACCGUUGUAUCUGUCGUAUCUGGGAUUUGCCUUGUCAUACUUAUACAUGCAUGUACAUACAAAC
Messenger RNA from Cryptococcus deneoformans JEC21, 1982 nucleotides. Its product is annotated as expressed protein. NCBI's taxonomy places the organism in Eukaryota, Fungi, Basidiomycota, Tremellomycetes, Tremellales, Cryptococcaceae. Bases 277 to 1872 code for a protein of 531 amino acids. The record is from RefSeq and is a predicted model, not a curated record. The transcript has 5 exons.